Oldenlandia corymbosa var. corymbosa is the source of this 1791-nucleotide messenger RNA. Lineage: Eukaryota; Viridiplantae; Streptophyta; Magnoliopsida; Gentianales; Rubiaceae. The record is from the annotation of a GenBank genome assembly.
AAAAAGCCCAUCUAUCCUAUUCCUCUCCCUAAAUUCUUCUCCUCAUUCAUUCCUUCCUUCAUCUCUUCACAUUUCCAAAAAUAAAAACACAAACUCACCCCACAAAACACCCUCAUUUCUCUGAUUCAUUCUCAUAAAUCCUAAAUAAACCAAAACCUUCUUCUUACAUUGCAUUGCUCCAUUGUACCUGAAUCUCGUCAUACUUCUUUUUUCUUUGUCUGGGGGAAAAACACUUGGGAAAAUAUUGGGAGUGAUGUAUAGUUGGGAGCACAAAUCAUCAUUGUCGAGGGAAGAAAAGUCAAGAAAAAAUCAUCAUCAGCACAAUCAUCCCAAAAAUCCAUCUUUUUCUUCUACUCUUCUUGAUGAAAUAUACCGUUCAAUCGAUGGAAAUGAUACUCUACAAGAUCACUAUCAUCAUAAGCAACAGGAUUUAAAGCUUGUUUACACGGAGAGAAGUACUAUUUCUUCGAAGAAACAUGGGAAGAAGGCGGCCGCGGCAAAGGCGGCUGGCGGUGGCGCUGCGGUAGAAGAUGAGGAUAUGGCGAGCCUGAGAAAGGCUUCCUUGAUCGAGAAAUGGAUGGAGAAAGAGGUUCAUCACAAAGUCUCUUCGCGAAAAACCCAUAACUACAAUCCUCCUCCUCUUCCUCCUUCGACUCUGUUUCUUCAUCAAGACGAUGAUCCUCUGUUUUUCAGUUCAACCUCGAGUUCGUCGGAGUCCAGUAAUUCCGGUGGGCUAUCUUCAUCUUCCGACACUGAAUUCUAUGCUGCCUCCGUAAAGACCAGCAAAUCUUGUUUCGCAACAAUGAAGAAGCCUAAACCGGUGAAAACCAAGCAGCAGCAAAAUGAAUCUUCGAAGUCAUCCGACCAUAAAAAAACAGAGGAUCAGAAUCUCAUCAAGUCUCAAUCCAGAGCAUUGAAGAUUUACUCCAAUUUGAAGAAGGUGAAAGAUCCAAUUUCCCCCGGCGGCCGGCUCACCGCAUUCAUCAACAACCUCUUCACCAAUUCCAAGAAACACGGCAACAACAACAAUGCCAUCAAUGUCCCUUCAAUUCCGGAGAGGAAAUCAACCAAGUACUACAGAGGAAAUAAUGUUGUCAGCCCUCCUCCUUCAUCAACAUUUUCAUCUGCUUGUUCAACAGCUUCAUCGUUUUCGAGAUCUUGUUUGAGCAAGGAUUCACCUAAUUCAAGGGCGGCCAAAAGGUAUAAUGAUGGGAUUAAAAGAACGGUUCGAUUUUAUCCGGUUAGUGUUAUUGUUGAUGAAGACAGUCGGCCUUGCGGCCAUAAACAAAUUCAUGAUGUUCGUGAUAAUAAUAAUUCCGGUAAACCACCACUAGUCCGGCCACCAACAACAUUGUCAUCACAAAAUGAGUCCGAGGAAAUCCUUAACAUCAAGGGAUUUGAGGAACAGAAGAAUGAGAAGAAUUUGGGGAUUCAGGCAGAAGAAAUAUGGGAAGAAGAUUUCGAUUUUGAUGAUGAAGAUGAUGAUGCGGCAAGUGACUGCAGUUCGGAUUUGUUCGAGAUUGAUCAUUUGGCAUUGUUUGGGAAAGGCAGAUUUCGAGAAGAACUCCCAGUUUAUGAAACUACUCAUCUUGAUACCAAUCGGGCUAUCGCCAGUGGAUUGAUUCGUUAGUUACUAAACAAAAUCUUUAAUUAAUUCUGUAAAUUAGGAAUUUUGGGAUUUUUUGUUCCUUAUUUAAAUGGAGGAGUUUGAAAUAAUAAUCUAAUAUCCGUAUUACUAAUUCUUUUUUUUUUCAUUAGUUAGUUCAAUAUAUAUAUAUAUAUAUAUAUAUA